This is a messenger RNA of Xenia sp. Carnegie-2017, 1421 nucleotides long. RefSeq lists its product as uncharacterized. Bases 322 to 789 code for a protein of 155 amino acids. The record is from RefSeq and is a predicted model, not a curated record. The transcript has 8 exons. NCBI's taxonomy places the organism in Eukaryota, Metazoa, Cnidaria, Anthozoa, Malacalcyonacea, Xeniidae.
CGAUCAGACUCGUGAUUUGUCCAAUAAUUCCACAUCUGACAAAGCUAAAUCUCGAAUCAAAGAACUUGAAGAGAAAGGUUUUUCGUCCAAAGCUGACCAUUUCCUGUUAAUGGAAAAGUACAGUUUGCUGGAUGCGCAACUAUAGCGCAUGAAAGAUGAGCAGCAGACAACAAAUAUUGACGCGGGAAAAUGUCAAAAAAUUCUGUAGGCAUUUGCGUCCGACAUUAGACAAGGCGCUUGAAAAGUUACUACAAUCUUCUGAAUUUCUCGACGAAGCCUACAAAUCGGUGUCCCAAUUCUUGCAAACAAUUGAUUGGAGAGAUGGAGAUAACCAUCGAGUCUUCUCUCCGAAAUACGUCUGUCAGUUCCAUGGACUUUUCUGGCGAUACAAAAGAGACGGAUAUGGAUGCAGAUUGUUCUCUGCUCGAUUCAUACGACGUAAACCCGAUCACAACCUCGCCAGAUAUCUCCGCCAUCAAAGAAAAAGAAUUCACCAAACAUCGCUUGGAGUUAACACCAGAAGAGGGCGAAAUCAAACGAUUUGCGGCUGAUUCUGCUGCCAGCAAUACCAGUCCAUCUUCUACUCUUCUGUCUGUUGGAAGGCGUACAUCAAAAAGGAGAAGUACGAUUGAUGAAUUUACCAGUUAUAAAGAACAGUCAAUCCACAAAAAAUUGAGACAAGGCGAUCCAUUCACCGACUGCAGUUUGUUUCAACCGUCACAGCAUAAAUUAAACUUUGCGGGAAAACGAAAAAAAAUUACGAAGAAAAAUAAUGGUUCAUUAAAAUAGGAAAAUUUGACGCUGGAAUUUCUUUCAAAGGCAGGAUGAAUGUCGUUCGCUAAGCCUGUUGAGAUGGCCAUGAAGCUAUUGGUCGAGAUACGAUAUAUCACUGGCGAGGUCAGGCCGAGUUUUACUCCCGCUUUGAAUGUGGCAAUUUUUAAGCACGAUUAAGAGAAUCUAAGAGUAUCUUUAUAUCUUUGUGCGGAGACAAGUUUCGGUAAUUAUUAUUUUUGUUAUUGAUAAAAAAAGGUUGCAUUGCACGAUAAAAUUGAAAAAAUCGGAUUGUCUUUGCCACUUCUAUACGUGCAAAAGCGCGCUUGCGUUAAAACUCGGUGUUGAUCUUUCCAGUGCCGACCUUGAUUUUCAAUUUUCAUAAAAAGCUAUUUGGAACUGGAAGCGAUCGUUUCCAUUUGAUGUAUCUGGUUCGCCAGCAUACCGUCAGAGUUUAAAAUGGCAUUUGUAUCUUCUUCUUCAAAGAGAAGAGCGGAGUUUGGGCCGGACCGUAAUAUUUAAGGAUGCAGUUUGAACUCUGCCUUACUUGGGAAGAAUUAGUGAGUGAAUACAUCACGGUUGAUCUCCGUAUUCCGUAUUUUAUUUUGCGAUGAUAAUUUACAUUUUGAAUUAAAAACCUUUCGACGUUU